Vespula pensylvanica (western yellowjacket) is the source of this 1246-nucleotide messenger RNA. RefSeq names its product flightin (gene fln). The record is from RefSeq and is a predicted model, not a curated record. Lineage: Eukaryota; Metazoa; Arthropoda; Insecta; Hymenoptera; Vespidae. The transcript has 3 exons. The coding region runs from base 198 to 650 and encodes 150 amino acids.
CGAGAGGUAGGGGUACACAAGAAAAUGUUAUAAGCGAAAAUAAAAGCAAGAAAGAAGGCAAGGUCCCCGCGAGUGGCGAAGCUUUAAAGACGAGAGGGUAGUUUUUUUGCAGUCUGUGUAGGUGCUUCGUGGAGCGAGCGUCGUAGCAAAGGCUCUCUAAGGAGAAUUGAGAAAAAAGAAGAAGAAGAAAAAGAAGGAUGUGGGAUGAUGAACCAGCUCCGUGGGAUCUUGAUGAACCAGAAGCCGAAGAAACACAAGCCCAAGAAGGGGCCCCGGAAGGGGCAGCUGAAGGGGCCGAACCCGGUGAAUUACCAAAAGUAAAACUUGAGAAGAUCGAACCUCCAAAGUACAAUCAUCACUGGGUGCGCCCAUUAUUUCUCAAUUAUGCCUAUCUUUACGAUUACAGGAAGAAUUAUUACGACGACGUGAUCGAUUAUCUCGAUCAAAGACAAAAGGGUUUGUAUCGUGAGCCUCCAAGGGCACAGGAAUGGGCAGAAAGAGCUAUGAGGACGUACGAUCAGAAGAACAUUGAUAAGAGUAUUAAGAGAUCCGCCGAUAUGAAGUACAUCACUAAAAUGGAAGUUAAGCCAAGACAUUAUAGUUACCAUACGCGAGCAUAUUAUAGUUUGAAGUAUCAGAGAAUUCUUUGAAUUAUCAUUUUCGACGGAAAAAGAUCGACGAAGAUCGAUGGAUUAACGAUCUUAUUAUGUUCUUCGUCGAUAUUGCUAUUAUCGAUAAUGCCAGUGAUAAGCUGUUAAUCCUUUUUCUAAUCGGCUUACCUAUACGUCGUAAAAUGAAUAUUCAUCUUAUAAAUGAGAAUAUUGUAUUUUAAAAAUAAAUCGUAGUCGUUGUAGAUAUUUAUUUUAGAUCUUUCAUUAAACGGAGGAAAAAGAUUACGGUUUACCUCUGGCUAAAUUCAUCUAUCGAAUAGCACUUACCGUCUAAUUUUAUCGAUAAUUUCAUUUCUAGAUAAAUUCGAUUCGAUUUCAUACCCGAUUCAUUUAUCUUCGUAGAUAUAUAUUUUUCAUAAAUAGGGACUGACAUUCGCAUAAAACAUCGAUAUCUUAUUCCAUCAGCAAAUCAAUCGUCAUAAAUCUAAACGCGUAUUCGUUUUAUUUGUUUCGUUUGAUUAUUUAUUUGUCAACAAUUUUAUGAUAUAGCUGUGACGUGCUCGUGUACUAUGCCUAUUGUAUAUGUAUUACCGCUAUAAAUCGGUAUUAUAGAAUACACGUGCACUUUUAAUUAA